CAGAAUAAUAAUUAUAAUCGUGGGGGCUACCCGCCAGGCACUGCAGGUAGGCACCUCAGCCGUAAAAUAACAUUAGGGGCCCUAAAGCCUCCUCCCCUCUCGUCAGAACCAUGAUAAAACACCAACCCGGUCCAUCGCCAACCACAGCCGGUAUUCACAACCACACACGUCCCCGCCAUUAUGGCCACGGCUCGCUGGACUGCGCCGGCGCGGUGGUCCACCGGCAUCGCGGCGCUUCUUCUGGCCGUGUCUAUGUUAUCCGCGCAGCACGUAGCCGCGCAGGCGGACGCGACCGUGUCGAUCCAGGACUCGCCGGCUUACACGCAGCUGCGGGCUUGUGCACGGCGCAUCGUGUCCGAGGACGACUGGCUGCGGGCGGGGCUCAGCUGCCCGGCGCCGUGGUACAACUUCUGCUACUGCCGCGGCGAUUUGCGGACCGUCGCCACCAAGUACAUCAGCAGCUGCAUCUUCACCGACUGCCAGUACAACAGCGUUGAUUACACGUCUGUGGUCAGCAUCUACGACGCCUACUGCGCCACCGCCCUUCUGGCCUCGCCGACGCCGACGCCGCCGGCCACUGCGCCUGACCACGCGGUAACCGUCACGUCGACUAUUAGUCCCGGCGGCACGGCCGUCGUCAUCGUCGCUACCACCAUCGUCCACGACAGCGCCGGCGGCAGCGCUAGCAGCGCAGCUCCAGGUCGGUCACCACCGCCCUCACGGCUCGCGGCCCUUGCAGUCUGUGGCGCCGUCGCGGCCGCUACUGCGACGGUUCUCUUCUGUGGCCUUGUUUCUGCGGGCUGACGGGCGGCGCUAUCUUCUCUCUCUCUCUAUUUAGGCACAGGCACAAGCACAGGCACCACAUUCACCACUGCCGUGGUCGUCGGAAACAGCCCGUCCCAAACGCUCUACUCCACCUUGACUUUUCACUCGACGCGCGAGGCAGCAUCAUCCCCAGGCGGCGGCGGCGGCGGUCUGAGCCAGUCGGACAAGAUUGCUCUGGGCACCGGCAUCAGCAUCCCCUUGGCCGCCCUGAUCGUUGCCGUCUAUGUCUGCUUGGCGCGCAGACGAGGACGGGGCCCUUGAAGAAUAGUUCUAAUUACCUCCCUUGAUUAUACAUGUACAUUAAUUACCUAGGUAGUCAAUGGUUAGUCUGGUUCUGGCUGCGGUUUUUCCUAAUUACCUAGAUGGUUUCGCAGGGAAACUACCUCGUCCUAAUCAACCUUCAAUUCCACGUAGAGAUAUUGGUUCUGGG
Lasiosphaeria miniovina is the source of this 1255-nucleotide messenger RNA. RefSeq lists its product as uncharacterized. Lineage: Eukaryota; Fungi; Ascomycota; Sordariomycetes; Sordariales; Lasiosphaeriaceae. The record is from RefSeq and is a predicted model, not a curated record. Bases 181 to 804 code for a protein of 207 amino acids. The transcript has a single exon.